Molecule: messenger RNA, 3293 nt
Organism: Taeniopygia guttata (zebra finch)
Lineage: Eukaryota; Metazoa; Chordata; Aves; Passeriformes; Estrildidae
Source: RefSeq, a predicted model, not a curated record
CGGCGGCUGCUGCCCCUCGCCCGCCGCGCCCCGGCCGGGGCCGCGCGGGUGGCUCCGGGCGCAGGGCGGCUCCUCCUCCAUGCGCCGCGGUGCCCGCAGCGCCCGGCUGCCCCGCGGAGCGCGGGGGCGGCGGGAGGCGGCGCGGGGCCGCGCGGAGGAUGCCGGCGGGCGGCGGGGCGGCGCGGGCCCCCGGCGGGGCGCGCUCCCUCAGCCCCACCGCGCUGUCCCGCAGCCUGUCCCGCCUGCGCGAGCAGCGCGCCCGCUCGCGGGCCAUGCUGGCCCUGGGGGUCACGCAGAUGGUGCUCGGCUGCCUCAUCGUGGCCGUCAGCUUCGCCGCCCUGGCGCUCACCACCUCGGCCCGCGUCCGCCACUCCUGCCCCUUCUGGGCCGGCUUCUCGGUGCUGUUGUCAGGAUUGAUCGGUGUUGUUUCAUGGAAGAGACCCCUGUCCCUUGUGAUAACCUUUUUCAUGCUGCUCUCUGCAGUGUGUGUGAUGCUGAACUUGGCCGGGUCCAUUCUCUCCUGUCAGAAUGCUCAGCUGGUGAAGUCCCUGGAAGGAUGUCAGUUGAUUAAAUUCGACAGUGAUGGUGUCUGUGUUUGCUGUGAAAUGCAGCAUCAGACAUCAGGCUGCAGUAACUUGGGAGAAACACUGAAACUGAACCCUCUGCAGGAGUGCAAUGCAGUGAGGCUGACCCUCAAGGACCUGUUGUUCAGUGUGUGCGCUCUCAAUAUCAUCUCCACCAUUGUCUGUGCUUUGGCAACAGCAAUGUGUUGCAUGCAGAUGGUUUCUUCUGAUCUUCUGCAAAUGUUUCACUCUUACAGCCUUUUUCACUUUAAUUUCUGUGCCUUCCAGCAGGAUGAUAUCACACAGUUUCUGCCACAGAGGCCCCAUUCUGCCAAUCCUGACUGCAUGACUCCACAUGGAACUGUCCUGCACCGGACCCUGGAUUUUGAUGAGUUCAUCCCACCAAUCCCCCCCCCUCCCUACUACCCACCGGAGUACACCUGCACGCCCGUGGGGGAGGCACAGAGAAAUCUCCAUUUGGACUUCCCUCAUUCCCCAUUUGGUGCUUUAUAUGAAGUAACCAUUAAUAGCCCAGGAAUGCUGUAUCCAAGUGAGCUGCCCCCUCCUUACGAGGCAGUGAUCGGAGAGAUGCCUGCCAGCCAGGUCACUGGUGCUGCUCAGCAAGUGUCUGCAUCGAGCCUGGGGGAGAGGAACACGACCCCGGACUUCAGCACACAAGUUUCUGUUGAGAGCACGUCUUUGAUGGUCUCUGAGGCUGUUGAUAUUCCAGACCGUAGCUACUCCUCUGAAGAUCUUUGUUCACUGGAAGUUCAAGGAUCUCUCCAAUCUGCAGAUCUUUCUCCCUACUGCAUAACCCCCAAGGGGGCUGCAGACCAGAGCUGCAGUGCCCUGGAUUGCCACACUCACUGCAGGUUUCACAGAACUCGCUCAGAGGCCUUUCCUGAUGAGGGUGACAGUUCCCACAGCCGAGCCUCUACAGACAGGUCUCAAGGACAGGAAAAGAACUGUGCCCACAGCAGGUCCUUGGACUGUUCCUCAGGGAAUUACAGCCCCUCAGAACGAGAACUGCAGAGUUCUGCUCACGAGAGCAGUGCCACACCACCUUUUAAGCAGAAGAAAACCUGCUGCGUGGACUUUCACCGGCCUCCUGCCGCUUUCCAGACCUCUCCCUGUUUUGGGCCCGCAAAUACUUCACCACGUGCAAGUGGCCCCGAGGCUGCUGCCCAGCCCCAGCACCUCCCAAAGCACCCAGCCUCAACCAUCGUCCGCUCCAGCAGUGCCCCUGUGUCCUGCUCGUCUGGCACUGAAGGUGAUAAUUGUGCCUGGACUUCUGUGUGCAGGCAGUGCCAAGAUGCAGGAUUAUCUCCAGCUACAGGAGAAACAGUUCCUGUCUCUGGUUCUCAUAUGGCUGCCUCUGCUUGCCAGCAUUCUUUGAGCAGUUUUCUACCAACUGGAAAACAGAGGGAUUCAAGGAAAAUUGAUCUGCACCUAAAGCCAAAGGCUUUUCACACGGUCUCGAAAGAGCGGCCACACUCCUUAGUGGACCUUAAGGCCUAUAAAGACACAAAAAUUUUAGUGGCAAAAUUUUUGGAACAUUCAAACUGUAAUCUCCCUCCAGAAGUGCGUCACGUAGUGAACAGCAUACGGUCAGUCAUUAAAUCUGAUGAGAGACACAUGGAAGAAGCCAUCUUCAGUGCCAAUAUCAUAGACCAGGUGAUGACGAGCUCCGAGCAGGACGCGGGCAGCUGCAGGAAGCGGCUGCAGGAGGAGCUGCACCUGCAGAGCUGCGGCGCCCUGAGCUGCCCCGCGGGCCCCGCGCCGCGGCUCGGCCGCGCCCUGCAGCGGGAGCGGCCGCACAGCCUGAUCGGCGUGUGCCGGGAAACCAUCCUCUGAGCGCCACAGACUGGAGGAAGAGGAAAUGGUGAUGGUCCUGCACUACAGCCAGUCUCUAAUGCUAGUGUCAGCCCCCAAAAGGCCCAGUGACUCCCUGAGUUAGUUGUGUGGGGAGUUUGCUUUGGAAAUGUGUCAGAGAAUGGCUUGGGAAAGAACUGAGAGAGGAGGACCCUGAGCUGCCUGGGGUAAGUGUUCACUGCCACAUUUGUUCUCUUUGCUGCUGCUGUUACAAGGAAGCUGCAGCACACAGACAAAGGCCACAACCUAUAUAUAACCUGUAAUGAGGGGUUAGCUUUUAUAAGAGUUUAGUUUUAAUAAUAGGAGGUCACAAUUAUAUUCAUAUUCCUACUACCAUGUGAGCCACAUAAAUUAUGCACAGCAGAAGAAAAAUUAAAAGUCUUAGUGAGUGUAUAGUGAAAUUUUAAAAAGAGAAACAGAAUCAGACCUAAGAUUAAAGUGCUAUAAUUGUAAAAACCUUUUUCAGCAUAACAUUUCCUUGCAACUCUGGCACUGACAGUUUUACAUUAUCAGGCUAUUGCACCAAAUAAUCUGGGCUAUAAAUCUUGUUGCUUUAUUAUGUAAGAAAACCCUUCAAGAAUUUCUCCCAGUGUCAUCCAUUUGUAGUAUAUUACUCAGAGACUGUAAGGUUUUAAUAAAUGGAAGAAGUGAGGUCAUGCAAGAUUCUUUCAGGACUUCCAUAUGUUUUUUGAAAAAAAACCCCAAAAAGUAAAGGAAAAAACCCCAAAACAAUCAAUGAACACGGAAACUUACAAUUCCAUUCUGUACACUGAAGCCCAGCUGGUAUUUUAAGUCUGGCCGUUUUAUGAGGACAGUAGUAACAGGAGGACAGCUGACAAUGUUCAGUUUGACUUGUGU